CAGGAGAGGAAGAGGCGGAGGAGGAGGGAUAUGGCCAGCACAUCUUCUCGCCUAUCUCUUCCUGAUCAGUCUUCGUCCAAGAUGCCGCCUCCACAGUUGGACGCCGGCAAGAGCAGUGAGGCGGCAGCUGCAGCGGCUGACAUUGCCUCCUCUGAGUUCAGCUCUCCAAUUCAUCGCCCAAAACCUCUUCUGUUGAGAAGAAUCAAUAGCAAUGGAGAUGUGGAUUACGUUUAUAAUUCUGAUCAAGAGGCUGCAGAUGUCUAGCAUAGAGACUAUCUCAAGUACCAAAAAGAACGUGCUUGUCUAGAACAGCUGCCCAUGUUCAAGCAGUCCGUGUAUCACCGAAAUAUCAUUGAUUGGCAUGAUUUAAGACAGAAGAAUGCAGCUCUGGAUGUAGCAGAAUCCAUGUUGAGCCUUUCUUCAUCUUCUGAUGGUAAAGCAAUAGACCAUUGUACUGGUUUUAUUAUUGAACAUGAUAAAGUCCAUGGAUCGGCUGUCAUCGUCACAUCUUCUCAGAUUAUAUGCACUAAGAAGUCAUUAGAUGAUUGGAAGGAUAACAAUGUUUAUUCUCCUGAUGCCAAGGUGAUUGCACACCUAUGGGAUGGGACCUCUUCUGAGUUGCAGUUGCUAUGCUUCAACAGACACUAUGAGAUUGCAUUUUUUAUUCCCUCAAUGGAGGGCAACUCCAAAAAGUUGCACCAUUAGAUCCUAAUUUUAGAUUUGGUACUGAGGCUUGUGUCUUAGCGAGGGACAAAGAUCUUGAGUUAAUUUGUAGGCGCACAGUUAUAAAAGCAUUGGAUCCUUGCGAGCACCAAAGAAAUCACUAUUUAUUUAUCGAUGCUUUAAAGUGUGAGGGUUGUAGUGGAGGAGCAUUGGCUAAUUUUGAUGGGAGUAUACUGGGAAUGGUAUUAUAUGCUCGACCCAAUGUUGCUUUUCUUCCCAGUUCUAUUAUUCUCAAAUGCUUCAAAUUGUGGAAAAGAUUCAGGAAACUUGCCCGACCUAAUCUUGGUGUAAGGCUAAGGACAGUGGGCUUUUUGGACAUUUCACAUUUGGACAAUCUGUCUCGUAUUUAUGGAGUGAGAUCUGGUUUGAUUGUAGCAAAGGUGUCUGUUGGUUCUCCUGCUGAAAGAAAUGGCAUCAGAGUUGGUGACAUCAUUUUCCAGUGUCAGCGAGAGUUUAUUUCAACCAUAACCGAGUUUGAAGAUAUGUUGCUAGAUGUUUGUGAGAAUCAAUUUGAGAAGGGAACCAAUGUGAACUCAAAAGUAGAUAUCGAGCUUGGUGUUUACAAUGUACGCAAGCGUGCCAGGAGGAAUAUCACUUUGUCCGUAGAACUAUCAGAUGGCAUGGAGGUCAUUGACGAAGGCUUAUGGGAUGACUAGGACCACAAAUUGCUUUCUAAUUAAUGCGCUGAUGCCCUUGCUUGCUUCAAUUUGACAUUUUGACCCAUGCAUUCUCAUUCUCUUUGCGCAAGUGGCACUCAACUAGACAGAAACCUUUAUUAUUUUUGUUCUCCCUACCAGCUUGUACAUUGAGAAUUGUGACAAAAUUCUGGACGACAAGAUAAGUAAAUGAAACUGAGCUGGCGACCUA
This is a messenger RNA of Oryza brachyantha (malo sina), 1590 nucleotides long. RefSeq lists its product as uncharacterized. Bases 903 to 1379 code for a protein of 158 amino acids. The record is from RefSeq and is a predicted model, not a curated record. The transcript has 10 exons. Gene Ontology annotation, molecular function: protein binding. NCBI's taxonomy places the organism in Eukaryota, Viridiplantae, Streptophyta, Magnoliopsida, Poales, Poaceae.